Messenger RNA from Lemur catta (Ring-tailed lemur), 1956 nucleotides. RefSeq names its product origin recognition complex subunit 5 (gene ORC5). NCBI's taxonomy places the organism in Eukaryota, Metazoa, Chordata, Mammalia, Primates, Lemuridae. Gene Ontology annotation, biological process: DNA replication; DNA replication initiation. The transcript has 14 exons. Bases 142 to 1449 code for a protein of 435 amino acids. Gene Ontology annotation, molecular function: DNA replication origin binding. The record is from RefSeq and is a predicted model, not a curated record. Gene Ontology annotation, cellular component: nucleus; nuclear origin of replication recognition complex.
GCACGGCCGCGCUGGCUCCGCCCUCGGCGCGGCAGGUCUGGUUUCCGGCGGGAGCGCGACCUGCCCGCGGAGGUGACGCUGCGGCUUGUGGCGCGGAGCUUUUAGCAGUCUGCUCUGUCGUCUCCACGUUUGCCCGCCAGAAUGCCUCACUUGGAAAACGUGGUGCUUUGUCGCGAGUCCCAGGUGUCCACCUUACAGUCCCUGUUUGGAGAGAGACAUCAUUUCAGCUUUCCAUCCAUUUUUAUUUAUGGACAUACUGCCAGUGGCAAGACUUACGUAACACAGACUUUGUUGAAAACUUUAGAGCUCCCACAUGUCUUUGUGAAUUGUGUUGAAUGCUUUACCUUGAGGCUGCUUUUGGAACAAAUUUUAAACAAGUUGAAUCAUUUUAGUUCUUCAAAGGAUGAAUUUUCUACUGAAAUAAUGUGUGAGACAUUAAAUGAUUUUGUUCGCUUGUUUAAGCAAAUAACCAAAGCUGAAAAUCUCAAGGAUCAGACUGUAUAUAUUGUUCUAGAUAAAGCAGAGUAUCUAAGAGACAUGGAAGCAAAUCUUUUGCCUGGGUUUCUUAGGUUACAAGAAUUGACUGACAGAAAUGUGACUGUUAUCUUUCUCAGUGAAAUUAUUUGGGAAAAAUUUCGUCCAAAUGCUGGAUGCUUUGAGCCAUUUGUCUUGUAUUUCCCUGAUUAUAGCAUAGGGAACCUUCAAAAGAUCCUGUCCCAUGAUCAUCCUCCAGAGUAUUCAGCUGACUUCUAUGCCGCCUACAUUAAUAUUCUUCUUGGAGUUUUCUACACAGUUUGUCGGGAUUUGAAAGAGCUCAGACAUCUGGCAAUACUUAAUUUUCCUAAAUAUUGUGAACCCGUGGUUAAAGGAGAAGCAAGUGAACGUGAUACUCGCAAACUGUGGAGAAAUAUUGAACCUCAUUUGAAGAAAGCCAUGCAGACUGUUUAUCUCAGGGAAAUAUCAAGUUCCCAGUGGGAAAAGCUACAGAAAGAUGACACAGAUCCAGGACAGCUGAAAGGUCUCUCAGCACAUACUCAUGUGGAACUUCCAUAUUACUCUAAGUUUAUUCUAAUUGCUGCGUACCUCGCUUCAUACAAUCCAGCAAGAACUGACAAGAGGUUCUUUCUUAAGCAUCAUGGGAAAAUCAAGAAAACCAACUUUCUAAAGAAACAUGAAAAGACAAGCAAUCAUCUCCUUGGACCAAAACCAUUUCCAUUAGACAGAUUAUUAGCAAUACUAUAUAGUAUCGUGGACAGCAGAGUUGCUCCAACAGCAAAUAUCUUUUCCCAGAUUACUUCUCUAGUGACCCUUCAGCUGUUAACCCAGGUUGGCCAUGAAGAUCAGCUUGAUGGACCAAAAUACAGAUGCACGGUGUCUCUAGACUUCAUCAGAGCUAUUGCAAGGACGGUGAACUUUGACAUAAUAAAAUACUUGUAUGAUUUCUUGUGAAAACAAGCUUCAAAGCCAUAUGGACACUGUGACAAUGACUAAGCCAAGCUGUGUUCAUCCAACUACUUAGCUGGCCAGGGAGAGGAGUUCUUUGGCUCUAUUGGAUUUGUCCAAACAGGUGCUGGCCCAGCAUGGAAUCUGAUGAAAAUAUUCUGAUUGGUCUGGGUGGAUGUGAGCAGAAGACUAUUUACCAGGGACCCUGGAGUAUUUGGAAGCAACGUGUUAAUUAUAAACAGCAGGGUUUGAGCACAAUCUGUUCUACUCUUAAUGAUGUUAUCUUAACACUGAAAUUGCCUGAAACCCAUUUACUUAGGACUACGUUUUGCUCUGUGAACUAUCCCCUGCGCUUUGAACGUGCCAGCAGCCCUUGUUUAUAUGCCCAGUCUUUUCACUUCCUCUCUACAGGAGCCUCUGCCGUUGCUUGCCAAAGCAGAUUUUCCUAGGGCCACCAUUUUAAAAGAUCUUAGUUGCAAAAUAUAAUAAAUACAAGUUCUUUUUUAAAUCCAA